CAGGGAGCCUCACCUCGAGCUCAGCAGCCCCCCGAGGCGCAUCAACCCAACCUUCUCUCCACAAACAGUGCUGCUGCUGCUGCUGUUGCUACCAAGAUGCCUCCAAGAAUAAACAUCCCGCCUGUCACACGCAUUGUGCUCAUCACCCUGGGCUUGCAGAGCAUCUUGAGUGCUGCCAUCCGCUACAAGCAAUGGACAGCAAACUCCGAGAUCGUCAUCCCUUAUCUGAACCUCAUCCCACAGCUGUCUCUCAUCUACCCCUGGACCUUCAUCACCACCACGCUGGUCGAGAGCAAUGUCUUCACUCUGACCAUUGCCGCCCUGACUCUGUACCAGGGCGGGAGGUAUCUGGAGAGGGCCUGGUCCUCGAGGGAAUUUGCCAAGUUCCUCCUUGUCGCUGCCCUUGUGCCCAACACAUUAUGCUUCGGCAUGAUGAUCAUAUUCUUCACUUUCACUCGUAAUGAGACCUGGACACUUACCACCAUUGCUGGCACCAUUCCUUUGCAGAUCAGUUUCCUCGUCGCCUUCAGCCAGCUCGUGCCAGCCCACACCGUCACCCUCUUUCGUGGAAUAUUCUCCCUCCGUGUGCCGCGCUUUCCGCUCCUCUACCUCGGCCUGGUCCUGAUCCUCUCGCUCACGCCGCUCCUGACCAUCGCCUCGUUCCUUCUCGCCAUCUUCGGCUUCCUGACCAGCUGGACCUACCUGCGAUUCUACAAGACCGUCUUCCCCGACCUCGACUCCUCACAGACGCCCUACUCACUCCGCGGCGAUGCAUCCGAGACCUUCGCCUUCGCAGAGUUCUUUCCCGGCCCUGCCAAGCCGCUUGUCGCCGCCAUCGCCGACCAGGUGUUCAACGUGCUCGUUGCCAUGCGCCUGUGCACACCCUUCUCGUCCGCCGAGGUCUCUGCCGCCGCCGGUGGGCCCGGUGCCUACCAGCACACCCACCGCAACGCAGCCCCGGGCAGCGCAAGAGCUGAGGCCGAGAGGAGAAGGGCGUUGGCUCUCAAGGCCCUCGACCAGAGGCUACAUGCCGCCACCGCUGGACGCGCAGGUAUCAGUGCUGCAGCCGGUAAUGCCGGCUUCUCCUCCGUUUCCCCUGCGCCCCCACCGCCGGCCGCCACGGCUGUCCCUCCGCCCGCGACGACAGGGCCCACGGUACAGACGCAGCCGGCGAACAGCCAGACAGCCAUGACCUCGAGGCCGGGCGAUGGGAUGCUGGGCGAAACGAGUUAUAACCCUGAGCAUGACGGCAGCGAGAAGAGCGAGGCAUAGUCUGCUAUACCUGUUACCUCUGGGAGGGAAGGCAACACAAGGGAGGGUAGUACUGUCAUGUAACACAGCUACUGGGCGUAAUUGUUGCGGGAUUCUCUGGCCGUGGUUGGCCGGCUUAUGUGGGUUUAUGAACAAGAUACCAGAAAAGAUGGAGGAAAAGGGGGCCCGCCGCAGGCUUUUCUUCGACUUCUCGGCACUCUCAAUCGAUAGGGUACCAACUUCUAGGAUUCGAAAACGGCCGGGAAUCCAGGUGGUGUUUCGCGAGUAUGGUCGUUGGGCGACUUGUACACUACAACUAACUACAACACCGAAGUUCUCUUCUCAUCAUGAUGUUCUGAUGGGAACCGGGUUGAUUUGCGCAGCAUGUCGAUUGAUCAAUAAAGUUAUAAACGUCUGUCCAGAUACCCUGGAUACAGGAGCUACCACUUUUGCGCGUGAACUGAAACCAAGUCAAGGGCCAUAAAGGCAAAUUCAUCGCUAUUCCGCCCAUACGUAUUCAAGGGUGGCAUCGAGGAAACUGAAUUGGUCAGGAUUCGAGCCCUUCCUAUUCCCGUCGUUACACGUGGCGCCAUCGUAAGCCUUUUAGAUUAGUCUGGCUGUGUAUUCCACCAAAUCGCCUUCUGCCGUCUUUUCUCGUCCACAUUUCUCCACCUUUGCCAUGAAAUUGAACAGACAGACGCGCAAUUCGAAUCUCAUUGCAUAAGCACGCGCAGACAGGUAUACCGUAAACCAAAGAGCUGCACUGACGACAAAAACAAAAGCACGACAACAGAAAGAAGGUCUCGGGUUUGAUACGGGAUUUACAACAAAAAACAACAUCCCUGUGAUUGCUUGCCAUGAAGGCGCCGAUGGGAAGAGAGAAAGAGAAAAGAAAGGAAAAGAAAAGAAACCAAAGUGAGAGUCAAGAAUUCACUUCCAAGAAAGAUAAAGGUUUGUGCCAAGAUCGUGGGAACUACUCAACUUUUGGCCCACCAUUCGACAUCAUGCCUGUGGGCGAUGUAUUCUUCAGCUCACCCGACGAAGAGCCUGGGCCGGAAGCAGUAGGGAGAAUCUUUUUCUCAUCUUCACCGCUGUCGUCAUACUCCUCGUCGAUGUCCAUCUUCCUAGCAGCCCGCUCUGGCUCGUG
Messenger RNA from Cryphonectria parasitica EP155, 2398 nucleotides. RefSeq lists its product as uncharacterized. The transcript has 2 exons. Gene Ontology annotation, biological process: retrograde vesicle-mediated transport, Golgi to endoplasmic reticulum. NCBI's taxonomy places the organism in Eukaryota, Fungi, Ascomycota, Sordariomycetes, Diaporthales, Cryphonectriaceae. The record is from RefSeq and is a predicted model, not a curated record. The coding region runs from base 97 to 1272 and encodes 391 amino acids. Gene Ontology annotation, cellular component: Golgi apparatus; membrane.